Molecule: messenger RNA, 1296 nt
Organism: Stylonychia lemnae
Lineage: Eukaryota; Ciliophora; Spirotrichea; Sporadotrichida; Oxytrichidae
Source: the annotation of a GenBank genome assembly
AUGGAGUGUUAAGCUGAUAUAAAAAUAUAGAGUGAAUCCAAAGGAAGUUUGUACUUGGUCCAUUUUAUUAAGAAAUACAAAUACCUAGACUUUGUAUUAAACGAAUUAGAAUCAAUUGCUGAGAUUUUUGGUGUCUCCAAAGAAAACCUAUAUCAAUAGUCUAGAGAUUCAAUAAACAUUCAUAAGAAUCCGCUAGUAUUUGGCUAGGGUGAUAGCAUAGAGUCAAUGCUUCAAAACUUGAAGAAAGAUAAGCUUUAUGCAUUGCUAGAACAGAGAAAGCCACUUAAAUUUGAUGUUGAAAUUUUAGGAAAGACAAUAAGUACUAAGGAAAAAGUCGAGAUUAUAGAAAGAUUUGGAUUUUUGCCAUUUGACCCAAAAAUUGAUUUGAAAAAUCCUGAGAUAAUAUUCAAGGUACUUUAAAACACAAAGGACGACUAAUGGUAUUUUGGCUUAUAGAUAGCAUCGAAUAGAGAAGAAAGAGAAACAUUUUUUCAUAAAUAUCAUUUAAGGACUAGACCUUACCUAGGGCCCACUUCGACUGAAACAUAAUUGGCAUUUUUAAUGGCAAACUAAGGUUAAGUUAAGGAAGGUGAUUUUGUAUAUGAUCCUUUUGUUGGUACAGGCAGUAUUGCUCUUGCUUGCUCACAUUUUAAUUGCAUUUAAUAUGGAUCAGAUUUGGAUUACAGAGUUUUACAUGGUAUCGGUGUUGGCAGGAAAAAUGAAAAUGUUAAAAAUGAUUUAUUAGAUUCUAUCAAUCCUUAAUAUGAUAUUUUCACAAAUUUCGAUUACUACCAGCUUAGAAGGCCUGAAAUUUUGGUUAUGGAUAUUGCUAAUUUAGCUCUAAAUCACUAAAAUAGUGGGCCCAUAUUUGAUUCAAUUAUAUGUGAUCCCCCAUAUGGUGUCAGAGCCAAAUCUAAAAAGGUUGGAAUAAGCAAAAGUAAGCAGUAAAAGUACGAGGAUAGAGUGAAUGCCAGAAAGUAACAGCAAUAGGAGAACUAAGAUCUUGAUAUGAUAGCUUAAGAAAAUCAAGAGAUUGAAGAAGUUGAGGCUUAGGAGCACAUUACUAUGAUGGAGUAAUAUGAUGUUUAAAAGCUUUAUUAUGAUCUACUUGAACAUGCCUCUCACCUUUUAAAGAAGGGCGGAAGGAUAGUUUAUCUAUUCCACACUGACACAUCUCUACCAGAAGAGAAAAAUAAAUUCCCAGAGCAUCCUGACUUUGAAUUCAUCUGUUCAAGUGAGAAUAAUCUAACUAAAUGCAGAGCAAGAUAACUUAUUACUAUGAGAAGGAAAUUGUGA